CCACUACUUAACCGGUCCGGAGCGAUCGGCUUAUCUACCCUCUUCGCAACCAACACCUCUCAGCUCGUCUAGAGCUCUCAAAAGUACCCUCCAGACUUCAACACUAGAACAACAUGAAGCUUGCUACCAAGGAAGAGCUCGAUGGCCACCAGAAUGCGACCAUCCGUGGUGCUAUCGAGGGUGUCCUCGCCGGUGUGGCUAUCGCUGGCCCGCUCGGCUACUACGCCAACAAGAAGUGGCCCGCGUUCCGUCGCAUGCCACCACAACUCAAGGCCCUUGCUGCCAUCCUCAUCAUCAUCCCCGCCUACUCCGUCCAGGCCGAGCGCCGUGGUGUCGAGUUCGACGAGUCGACAUGGACAGGUGCCGGUGCCAUGGAGCUCAGGCGCGCCAAAAGCGAGGAGGAGAAGCACUGGGAAUCCCUCUCGGCGGUGGGCAAGUUCAAGGAAUGGGCGAUGCACAACCAGUACAAGGUCAUCGUCGGCAGCUGGGCUGCCUCCAUGGCCGUCGCCGGCGUCAUCGUCAUGGCGAACCGCCACCAGACAAUGCCGCAAAAGAUCGUCCAGGCGCGUAUGUGGGCGCAGGGCCUCACCAUUGGUGUCAUCAUUGGUGCUGGUGUCCUGACACACGGCCAGCGCGAGAAGCAGUUCCAGGAGCGCCAGGUUGACCAUUCAUGGGCCAACAUUGUAGAGGAGACACAACGGGAGGAGGCUGAGGAGGCCGAGCAUCACAAGGCGGCGGCAAAGCUCGAGAUCCCGACUACCCUCAAGGUACACGCGUAGACGACUCCUGCACUCUCUUCCUUCUCCAUACACAAGUGACCUUCACGAGGACUUUUGCAUUACACUUUCAUCUUUAAGAGCAUGUGCUACUCUAUAGGCCACCUAAUAUCCUGCCUAUCGCCCUACGCACUUAUUUGUAGAAAAUUACCAUGCCCACAUUCGUUCCACACUGUACUACUUUCGCGCCUACUCAUCUAUACAUACAUUGAGUAGCAGACACGUCACGACUGUAUUUAUGGAACUGAAUAACGAACACGAUUACGAACCGAAUGUACAU
This is a messenger RNA of Phanerochaete carnosa HHB-10118-sp, 1056 nucleotides long. RefSeq lists its product as uncharacterized. Gene Ontology annotation, cellular component: mitochondrial inner membrane. Lineage: Eukaryota; Fungi; Basidiomycota; Agaricomycetes; Polyporales; Phanerochaetaceae. Gene Ontology annotation, biological process: mitochondrial respiratory chain complex IV assembly. The transcript is spliced from 3 exons. Bases 114 to 779 code for a protein of 221 amino acids. The record is from RefSeq and is a predicted model, not a curated record.